Molecule: messenger RNA, 1650 nt
Organism: Daphnia magna
Lineage: Eukaryota; Metazoa; Arthropoda; Branchiopoda; Diplostraca; Daphniidae
Exons: 3
Coding region: 1-1650 (549 amino acids)
Molecular function (GO): catalytic activity; zinc ion binding; nucleic acid binding
Source: RefSeq, a predicted model, not a curated record
AUGUCCCCAGCUCAAACCUGGAAGGCUAACUGCAAACAGUCCUCCCAAAUCGCCAGUUGCCUUAUCCAGGGAUCAGCUCCAGAUAUUGGUGAUCAGGAAAUAUUCUCCACCCCGAAUGUCAGACCCCAGUCUAAACGUCCGUUGUCAGCUGACAGCAGCAUAGAGGAGACUCUCUCAGAACCUAAGAAGCUGCGUUAUGAAGAUCUUACCAGCAUCACAGAAGACAAGGAGCUUUCCCACCUUGACUCUCUCAGCAAGGAUGUCAUCAGUGCGAAACUUGGCGCCGCUCUUGAUUUUGUCCGACUUCAACAUGAACGCAUUACCAAGUUAGAAUCGGAGCUGUUGAACGCCAAAAUUGCCUUUGCUAAUUCCGUCAUCGCCCAAUUCAAUUCUCAACAAACAACUUUUUCGAAUAGUCAAGCUCCUCCUACUCCGGGACUCACAACAAGGCCGUCCUAUGCCCAGGCAGCUAGAGUGCAGCAUGCCCCAGUCUUGGUUGCAAACUUUGCAAAAGGCUGUGCCCCAGCAGAUCGUGUCUCCCUGGAAAAGAUGGAGCAACUUCUUGACUCUCACGUUGGCGGACCCGUGCCGUCAUCCGUGCGGCAAAAAGACAGUACCGUUUUUGUCCGUCUGAACAACCCUGCUGACAUCGACCGUGCAAAAACCAUCCUGGAGUCCAAACAAAACUCAGAUCGUAACAGUAUGUUUUCGUCUAUUUCUCGGUCGCCUAAACUGUAUCCUGCUGUUGCUUUGUUUGUUGACCUCGAUCUGCUCCCUGGUCUAAAAAAUGAGCUGAUCUUAAGGAACGCGGCCUUCAAAGGCAAAAUUGACUCCGUCACUCAAAUUUUUAAAAAACCUGGGUCGAACAAAGGCCACGUAAAAAUCUUCUUUAACAACCGUGAGACCAGAGAUGUUGCCCUGUUGGCAGGUGAAGUUGACUUUUUUAACACAACCGCCCGUCUGGUGGAAGUGUUGCUGGACAGAGAGGUCCGGCGUUGUUUUAAUUGCCAAGGCUACGGCCACUCUCAGGCUUCUUGUCGCUCCACCUCCCCUCGCUGUGGUAAAUGUGCUGAGUCUCACCGCACCAGAGACUGUACGGGUAUCACGAAAAAGUGCGCAGCUUCUGCGUCUCUAGCAGAGGUUGUUUUAGAAAACAACCUGGACAUCAUUCUCAUUCAGGAACCCUACGCACGCAACUUCGAUUCCCCGACCCUCGUUGACAUUCCGCCAGGUUAUGUGGCGUUUCACUCCCUCGAUCGCGAACAUGCGUACGGUGCCGUAAUCUUGGUUCGUCUAUCUCUUGCUGUCUCUUGUCGUGCCGUUUCCCGCAGUUCCCUUAACCACGUGGCUGCCGUAGACCUUCAUUCUUGUGGUAAGACAUUCCGCUUUAUCUCCAUGUACGUUCGACCCUCAUGUCAUGAUUCGUCCAACGUUUUUCGCUCAGUUUUCCGCUCCCUACUUACCCCCCUAACUGUGAUCGGAGUUGACUCAAACGUAAAAAGCAGUCUGUGGAACAGCGUAACUACAGACAGGAAAGGGAUGGACCUUGAGGAGAUCCUCCUAGUGUUCAAACUCAAUGUCCUAAAUCGCAACCGCAGCAACGAAAUUCUCGUAGAGCAUUUGGCGGCAAUAUUUUUAGGUCUUUCUUGA